AUGGCGAGCCCAACGGGCCACACUCUCUUCAAAAAAAAAGAGGGCAUCCUGUCAUUCACAAUUGAUCACAAAGCCAUAACAUGGACCCCAGUUUCGGGAGGCCCAGCAACUGUUUCGCUGCCUGUUACCAACAUAACCAAUCUUCAACAAACUCCUGACAGCUCUCCCAAAGUUAUGCUGAAAAUAUUUGAAAAGUCCGAGAAUGCAAACGACCCUAUCACCUACCUGUUUCAUUUCAACACUCAGGAAGCCAAAGCAGAAGCUCAAGCUGUCAAAGAUCUCCUCUCGCGACUGUUGGCUGAUCUCAGGAAUGGCGAUGCAAACGUAUCCAAGCUGGCGACUGCAACCUCAACGCCCGUUGCAAAUGGAGAGGGAGCAGGGAGCUCCGUCACACUGGCAUCCUCAGGUGGUGUAAACGCACAGCCCGUUCCUCCAAAAUGGUUCGAUGAUAAUCAAUUGAAAGUGAAUAUUGAGCUACAGCAGUCCCUCAUGAAGAAAGACAGAAGUUUGCACCAAACGUACAUGAACGCCAUAUCGACUAAGCCAGAUUCAAUGACUAGUGCUGCCUUCAACUCUCAGUUCUGGUCCAUGAGGAUAAAUCUGCUAAGGGCCCAUGCUAUUGAAACAAACCAAAAAAAAGGCGCAUAUAACGUCCUUUCGACUGUCAAACCUCGAACCGUGGACGGGGAAUUGAAACUGAACAUUAGCGUCGAGCAGGUUCAGAUGAUAUUUGCCCAGCAUCCAUUAAUCAAACGAAUAUAUAAUGAAAAUGUACCGAGACUUACGGAGGCGGAAUUCUGGUCGCGAUUUUUCCUCAGCAAACUUGCUAAGAAGCUUAAGGGGGAGCGUGUCACUGAUAAUGACCCUGCAGAUGCUAUCUUUGACAAGUACAAUGUCGAUAGCAAUAUCCAGGAUGCUCAUUCUAAGAUUACGGUCCAACCAGUCCCUCAUAUAAUCGACAUUGAGGGCAACGAAGAGAACCAAGGAGGGUUCAAAGGCGGCAACGCCAAGGAUGUCGAAAUGCGACCUCGAGCUAAUAUCCCUAUCGUUAGGACACUCAACAGUUUGAGCGAAAAGAUCAUGGCAAAUGUUCCUCCCUCGGACAACACGGCAUAUGAUGCUCAGGGACUCUAUAAUACAUCUCGAGAGCUAACUCUACGUGAUUUAAGAGGGGAUGGUGAAGAACAGCGCAUUAUGCUUAGUAUCAAAGAACGGAAUAACUUCUUCUCAUCAAAAGAUUCCACCGCUCUAAAAGGAAAAGACAUGCUUAGGAAUCAACGACCUGAAGACAUUCUCGCCAAAAUGCAAAAUUUGCACACUAUCAGGCCUGACAAAACUGGGGAUGUUGGACUUCAAAUUAACAUAGAUCUCGACAUAGAUAGUGAUAGUGACAACGAGUCAAGAUCUGGACUCAACACGACUCGUAACGCAAUUAAAGAAGCAGAGAAGGAUGUAAUGGCUGGCAUACAACAACAACGUUCUCAAAAAUACGGACGCGCCUCGGAUGAUACCUCUCCAAUGGGGAUACCUCCUCUGAUUUCCGACAAGUGUGCUCUAACUCAUGCGACAACGAUUGAGUUUCUUCACCAAUUUUGGGAUGGCUUUCUUUCUGGUGACCCUGACCGUGCCAUAGAGGUCCAAUACUUGGCUGAAUCUCUAACGAGGUCCAUGACACGUAUUCAGGCUGUGGCUGACGAGGCCGAGGUUGAAAGAGAGAAUGCCAUCCAAAAACGAAAGCAGGAGAUUCGUAACCACUUCGAACGCACGGGGAAGAAAAUCCGAUGGAAACCAGAUAUGGUUGGGGGUGGUCGUGAUGUCGUUGGCAAGAUAAUGCAACCGACGCUGGAUGCACUACGGCGAGCACAGGACACUUAUUCUAGGGCAUUGGGCGAGGAAGGUGUCCAAAUAUCGACGGAGAGCACAUAA
This is a messenger RNA of Trichoderma virens Gv29-8, 1926 nucleotides long. RefSeq lists its product as uncharacterized. Lineage: Eukaryota; Fungi; Ascomycota; Sordariomycetes; Hypocreales; Hypocreaceae. Gene Ontology annotation, biological process: transcription by RNA polymerase II; nucleotide-excision repair; transcription by RNA polymerase I. Bases 1 to 1926 code for a protein of 641 amino acids. The transcript is spliced from 2 exons. Gene Ontology annotation, cellular component: transcription factor TFIIH holo complex; transcription factor TFIIH core complex. The record is from RefSeq and is a predicted model, not a curated record.